UGGGUUAUCGCGCGUUUCCUCUAGGCACCCAGGCCGAGCCCCGGAAGCGCUUGCCAGCUGGUCGAAGGGCCAGGGUUCCCAGCAUAGGUCAGAGGUUGCGGGUCAGACUCCGCCACAGCGGGGCGGCUUAAUUACUAUGUAGCACGCCGUCUGUUUGGGUGCCUGCGCCUUCUGGAAACUUCCUGCGAGAGCGUCGCGGGUUCUUCGACUCCUGCACCCGGCCUCGACGCUGCCGCCUUCUCCAGGCUCCUGGGGAUCUUCUCGUUCUCGCUCCGCGGAGGAGCCUCCACCGCCGCCAUGUUCGGCUGCCUAGUGGCCGGGAGGCUGGUGCAAACAGUUGCACAGCAAGUGGCAGAGGAUAAAUUUGUAUUUGACUUACCUGAUUAUCAAAGUAUCAACCAUGUCGUGGUGUUUAUGCUGGGGACAGUCCCAUUUCCUGAUGGCAUGGGAGGAUCUGUCUACUUUUCAUAUCCUGAUUCAAGUGGAACACCAGUAUGGCAGCUCUUGGGGUUUGUCACGAAUGAGAAACCAAGUGUCAUCUUCAAAAUUUCAGGUCUUAAAUCUGCUCACUCUUCCAACUGCCAAGUCUUUUCAGGGCCUAGUUACGCUUCAGUUGGCCUUGGUAGGCCUAAGUCGGCCUGGUUCACUCUCCAGCCAUACAGAGGGGAAAGCAGCCAGCAUCCUUUUGGAGCCAUGAACAUUAUCCGUACCCCAACUGUUGCACAGAUUGGCAUUUCAGUGGAAUUAUUGGAUAAUUUGGCCCAGCUGACUCCUGUAGGCAGUGCAGCUGUAUCACAAAUUGAUUCAUUCACUCAGUUCACUCAGAAGAUGUUGGACAGCUUCUAUAAUUUUGCUUCAUCAUUUGCUGUGUCUCAGGCCCAGAUGACACCAAGUCCAUCUGAAGUUUUCAUUCCAGCAAAUGUGAUUCUAAAAUGGUAUGAAAACUUUCAAAGGAGACUAACUCAGAACCCUCAUUUUUGGAAAACAUGAUUUAAAUAAAGUACUUUUUAACGGGUUCUGAAGCCUUGUCAUAUUUUGAAGAUAAUAAACCAGUUGCCAUUUAAAAGCAUGAGGAUGUAAGAAUAAUGAACUCUAAAUUGAAAAACUACUUCUUGAUUAUUAAACUUAGUUAAAAUUUUAAGAAUUUAAAUUAAAAACAAUCUAAAAUGUGCAAAAA
Molecule: messenger RNA, 1177 nt
Organism: Monodelphis domestica (gray short-tailed opossum)
Lineage: Eukaryota; Metazoa; Chordata; Mammalia; Didelphimorphia; Didelphidae
Gene: HIKESHI
Product: heat shock protein nuclear import factor hikeshi
Biological process (GO): protein import into nucleus
Cellular component (GO): cytosol; nucleus
Molecular function (GO): nuclear import signal receptor activity; Hsp70 protein binding
Source: RefSeq, a predicted model, not a curated record